This is a messenger RNA of Symphalangus syndactylus (siamang), 2753 nucleotides long. Its product is annotated as zinc finger protein 267-like. Gene Ontology annotation, cellular component: nucleus. Gene Ontology annotation, biological process: regulation of transcription by RNA polymerase II. Gene Ontology annotation, molecular function: RNA polymerase II cis-regulatory region sequence-specific DNA binding; DNA-binding transcription activator activity, RNA polymerase II-specific. The record is from RefSeq and is a predicted model, not a curated record. Lineage: Eukaryota; Metazoa; Chordata; Mammalia; Primates; Hylobatidae.
GUCUUGUUGUCUCUAAGCCGGACCUGAUCACCUUUUUGGAGCAAAGGAAAGAGCCUUGGAAUGUGAAGAGUAAGGAGACAGUAGCCAUCCAGCCAGUUGUGUUUUCGCAUUAUAACAAGGACCUGUUGACAGAGCACUGCACAGAAGCUUCAUUCCAUAAAGUGAUAUCGAGGAGACAUGGGAACUGUGAUCUUGAGAAUUUACAUUUAAGAAAAAGGUGGAAAAGGGAGGAGUGUGAAGGGCACAAUGGAUGUUAUCAUGAAAAGACUUUUAAAUAUGAUCAAUUUGAUGAGUCCUCUGUUGAAAGUUUGUUUCACCGGCAAAUACUUUCUUCUUGUGCCAAAAGCUAUAACUUUGAUCAAUAUAGGAAAGUCUUUACUCAUUCAUCAUUGCUUAAUCAACAAAAGGAAAUAGAUAUUUGGGGAAAACAUCACAUAUAUGAUAAAAUUUCAGUGUUAUUUAGGCAGGGCUCUACUCUAAAUAGUUACUGAGAUGUUUUCAUUGAAGAUAAAAAUUAUCAUUGCAAUAAUUCUGAAAAAGCUUUGAACCAAAGCUCAAGCCCUAAAAAUCAUCAGGAAAAUUAUUUUCUAGAAAAACAAUACAAAUGUAAAGAAUUUGAGAAAGUCUUUCUUCAGAGUAUGCAUGGGCAAAAGAAGCAAGAACAGUCUUACAAAUGUAAUAAAUGUGUAGAAGUUUGUACCCAGUCAUUAAAACAUAUUCAACAUCAGACCAUCCAUAUCAGAGAAAACUCAUAUAGAUGUAAUAAAUAUGAUAAAGACCUUAGUCAGUCAUCAAAUCUUAGAAAGCAGAUAAUCCAUAACGAAGAGAAACCAUACAGAUGUGGAAAAUGUGGGGAUAGCUUUAACCAUAGUUUGCAUCUUAUUCAACAUCAGAUCAUUCCUACUGAAGAGAAACCUUAUAAAUGGAAAGAAUGUGGCAAAGUCUUUAACCUUAACUGUAGUUUAUACCUUACUAAACAGCAGCAAAUUGAUAUUGGAGAAAACCUUUACAAAUGUAAAUCAUGUAGCAAAUCUUUUACUUGUUCCUCCAAUCUUAUUGUGCAUCAGAGAAUUCACACUGGAGAGAAACCAUACAAAUGUAAAGAAUGUGGCAAAGCCUUUCGCUGUAGUUCAUACCUUACUAAACAUAAGCGAAUUCAUACUGGAGAGAAACCUUAUAAAUGUAAAGAAUGUGGAAAAGCUUUUAACCGUAGUUCAUGCCUUACUCAACAUCAGACAACUCAUACGGGAGAAAAACUUUACAAAUGUAAAGUAUGUAGCAAAUCUUAUGCUCAUUCUUCAAAUCUUAUUAUGCAUCAGAGAGUUCAUACUGGAGAGAAGCCUUAUAAAUGUAAAGAAUGUGGCAAAGUCUUUAGCCGUAGUUCUUGCCUUACUCAGCAUCGGAAAAUUCAUACUGGAGAAAAUCUUUACAAAUGUAAAGUAUGUGCCAAACCUUUUACUUGUUUCUCAAAUCUUAUUGUGCAUGAGAGAGUUCAUACUGGUGAGAAACUCUAUAAAUGUAAAGAAUGUGGCAAAGCCUUUCCUUAUAGUUCACACCUUAUUCGACAUCAUCGAAUUUAUACUGGAGAAAAACCAUACAAAUGUAAAGCAUGUAGCAAAUCUUUUAGUGACUCCUCAGGUCUUACUGUGCAUCAGCGAACUCAUACUGGAGAGAAACCCUAUGUCUGUAAAGAAUGUGGCAAAGCCUUUAGUUACAGUUCAGAUGUUAUUCAGCAUCGGAGAAUUCAUACUGGCCAGAGACCCUACAAAUGUGAUGAAUGUGGCAAAGCCUUCAGUUAUAGGUUAUACCUCACUACACAUCAGAGAAGUCAUACUGGAGAGAGACCCUACAAAUGUGAAGAAUGUGGCAAAGCCUUUAACUCUAGGUCAUACCUCAUUACACAUCAGAGAAGUCAUACUAGAGAAAAAACUUUAAAAAUGUAAAACGUGGAGCAGUUUUUUUACUUGUUACCCAUGUCUUAUUGUGCAUCAGAUAAUUUAUAUGGGAGUGAAACCCUACAAAUGUUAAAAAUGUGGCAUAACCUUUAACCAUUUUUCAAGCCUUGCACAACAGCAGAGAAUAUAAACUGAAAAAAUCCAUACAAGUACUAAAUAUGUGGCAAAUUAUUUUAAACUGCUCAACCCUUACUCAAGAUAAUCCAUACAAGAGAAACACUGUAGAUGUAAAAAUGUGAAAAGUUUUAUUCAAACUAUCAACUUAUGAGUCACCUAGGGGUUCAUAGAAAAAGAAAGUUUGCAGAUGCAAUAAAUGUGAGGAAGUAUUUAAUAAAAAAUGAAGUCUAAAUGUGUCAGAGAAUUUAUGUUAGAAAGGACUAAAGCACAGACACUUUCAGCCUUUAUACUAAAGAAGAGUAUUUUUUAUACAGAAUAAAGGCAAAAUAAUUAGAUAAUUUAUUUGCUUGUAUGUUUUAAAGUAGCAAGAACAUUGAUGUUUUGACAGGUAUAUUUCAUAGAUACUUCAUUUGUAUUUGCAGUAUUUGAGGUUUUUGGAAGGCAAAUAUUAUUUAUAUAAUUCAGCUUUCAGAUCUGCUGCUGCUUUUCCUUAAUCCAUGGCAUUCAUGUGAAAAUAUGUGUUCUGGUUUUUUUCUGCAUCAGAGCAAUGUGAGGUCCUUCUACGUUAAUAUCAUUGACGUCAACAUUUUUCAUGGAAGUUUAAUGCCAAAUGUAAAACACAUGAAGAAAAUAUUUUAAAAUAUGCUCUUUGUGUUUGAAUAAAGUAGUAAUGCAUGUAAA